UGGUGUGCGCUCCUCGCUAUCAUAGCGUCGAAGCACGGCGUCGAAGUGUUUUCGGUGAAGCUAUGAUAGUGCGGCGGUGCCGCCGCUGAGCGUUCGUUCGUCAUUUGGACAGGACGUCAGACUUUCCAAAGAGGUGUUUCGCCCCAUCGUUUGCGCCGUUUCGGAAGAGGAGGAGGUGACGGUUACUGAAAAAGAAAACAGCAUGGUUUUCGCAAACGUCAGACCUGCAAAACUCAUCGGGCCAUCUUCGUGCGUGGCAUCCAUUGUAACGUCGACUGUAACCUCCAAACAGAUGCCAUCUUCGUGGACUUUGCAAAAGCGUUCGAUGAGGAGCAGGAGAUGUCCAGGAGUCGUCUCGGCCACCUGAAGCCGUGCUGCGCUUGGUGCGAGGACAAUCGCAAGGACUUGAGGCACGCCAUAACCGUCGGCCACGCGCGCAAGGAGUUUUGCUCCGAGAAUUGCUUGCACGAAUUCAAGCGUGUCUACCUCAAGGUGGCAUGCGCCCUUUGUGAGAUUGUAAUCCGUGGCGCCUCAGUGCACCUGGACGACCAUGGGCAGCUACGAGAGUUCUGCAGCACCGAGUGCCUAGACAAGUACCGCUUGAGAGACCCCACAGCCAUGGCCACUGCAGACCGGUCCAGCAAGCUCAAGCCUCACGGGACCAACCAGAUACAAUACCAGUACGAAAGCUCUGGCUACUUUGACUGGGACGAAUACCUGAAGGAGACCAACUCCCAACCUGCGCCAUCUACAUGCUUCAAACAGAACCCGGAGCCACCCAAGAAUGAGUUUCGUGCGGGCAUGAAGCUGGAGGCCCAGGACCCACGCAAUGUCACCUCUACAUGCAUCGCAACGGUAGUGGGCAUCCAGGGCCCUCGGCUGCGGCUGCGCCUAGACGGGGGUGACAACAAGAAUGACUUCUGGCGCUUGGUCGACUCCGAGGAGGUGAAGCCUAUAGGGCAUUGCGAGCGGAUCGGUGGAAUGCUGCAGCCCCCACUGGGCUUUCGCAUGAAUGCCUCUUCAUGGCCGAUGUUCUUGCUGAAGACCCUCAACAAGGCUGACAUCGCCUCGGAGUCUUACUUCAAGCCAGAACCAGCCAGCCCACGCAGCAAUGAAUUCAAGGUGGGCAUGAAGCUGGAAGCACUGGAUCGCAAGAACCCGCAUCUCAUAUGCCCUGCCACUGUCGGUGCAGUCAAGGAUGACAUGCUGUUUGUCACCUUUGACGGUUGGCGUGGUGCCUUUGACUACUGGUGCCGUUUUGACUCUCGGGAUAUCUUCCCUGUUGGGUGGUGCCGCCUUAGCGGACAUCCUCUCCAGCCACCUGGCAACAAGGGAGCCAAAUACAAGGCACGGCCAGGCAGUGCGGGCACCACGGUGGUUCCAGCCGUCGGCUCGCCCAGCAUUCCACCACCUCCCAGGGUGCCUUCACCUCGGAACUCUACCCCAUCAGGCAACCCUGUGGCACCUGUUUCACCGGCAACCACAGUGACACGUGCUCGGACUGCCCAGUCUACAGGGUCCACCUUAAACAGCAGCAGCACAGCCUCUGAGACAACACGAGUCAAAUCGCCACACGUCCUGGUUACAGAGCCCGACACCAGCACGGUGGCUGCCAAGCAGAAUCCUACAGUGUGUGUGUACGUGAACCACCAGUGCUCUUGUGGGCCAUACCUGGAUCCAGCCAAGAUUAGCCAGCUGCCCCUCCAGCUGGGGCCUGGUUCCAUGAACAGGGUGCUGCGUGAGGCUGUGCAGGCAUGUGUGGACUGUGCCCUCAAUGAGAAAAAUGUAUACAAUCUGCUGCGUAAGGGCAACGGCAAAGUCAUCAUCAAUGCCACCUUUGAUGGCCAAUCACAUACAUGCCACCUGCCGACUGUGGAUAAAGUGUCAGCCUUCUGGACCUACCUGGAGAACCUCUUCGAGGAACUGCUCUGCUGUGAGAACUUUUACUCCAGCCAGCCACUGCAGGGUGGAUGCACCAAGUGCGCAAGCAAGGCCCCUACCAAGCCACGAGCAAUGGAGCAGUCUUCGGUGGAUGGGUCCCCAACAGUGCCAGCUAGCACUACGCCGGCUCCCGUGGCACCCUCAAAGCGCCCUCCAUCUACAGAGCUCUCACCACAGGCGGGCACGCCAGCUAAGAUAGCCUGCGUCCGCAGCGCCGACUCUGAAGCCAGUUCAACAACAAGCCAUCACUCAGAAAAAUCGCAGAGGUCUGUAGUAGUCACCACGAUGACAAGCCCCCCUGCCAUUAAGCCCGGUCCGCCGCCAUCGUCCCCUCCAUCAGAGUGGAGCAUUGAAGAUGUGAUCCGUUACAUAUCAAACCUGGAUGCAGCUCUGGCCACACACUCGGACCUUUUCCGCAGACAUGAGAUUGAUGGCCGAGCAUUGCUUCUCCUGAACAGCGACAUGAUGAUGAAGUACAUGGGCCUCAAACUUGGUCCUGCUCUAAAGAUCUGCAACAUCAUUGACAAAAUCAAGGGCAAGAAAGCCCUGUGACAAGGCUUGCUGGAUGCCAUCAGCUCGACUCUUCCUUUCGUUAGUGGCCGAGGUCGGUUUCCUGUGCGAGUGAGCCAUGAACUGUCCCUCCCCUUCUUCUCGUGUUCCUUCUUUGCAGUAGGAUUUUUUGUGGUGUGUGGUCUUUCGUGGAGUGCUCACUCAUUGGGCACCAGGUUGGCUUCCUAUCAAAAGUUCCAGACUCCAGUGUGUUUGUGUGUUGUGGACUCUCCUUCUGUCUGAACUGACCUCUGCUACACAGUGGUGCAACUCGGGUGACGAAAGCAGAGCAGUUUUUUUCUCUUUCCCUGUGGUUAUACUUUGUGGACAGAGCGACCGGUGUACUGCAACUGCAGCAUCAGACAUUGCGGCCAGCUGAACCUGUUUUCAUCAUUUUAAUUUAAGGAAGCAGCUGUUGCCAUUGUUAUACCUUGUUUGUGUGUUUGGUGUGUGUGAUGCAUACGCAAGUUUUGAAGUGGCAUUUACGAAACAUGGAGGAGGGGUCUUUUUUUUGUUUGUUUUCAUCUAGCAUUAUGGAGCAAGGAUCGUAUCAUCUAUUUAUAAUUGUUUUGCGAAACCUUUUUGUAUAUCUGAUUCAUGUUGUGCACAUAGUGACCCACCAUCCUGCUUUCUAGAUUGCAGUGAAUGCGAAUGACGGCAGUGCUGAAAGUGUUGUUGCACCAGACGCCAUAAUAGGUGUGACUGGUUAUUGGCCGGUUCAUUUGCCUGUCACCAUUUCCUUCAGGUUUGACUGAAAUGGCAUGACACAUCUUGUCCGCUUAAAGGAAUCCCGGUUAAAAAAAUCAUCAAUCACACAAUCAGAGUAAUUUUAUGUCACUUUUGUUCAAUUUAAUGUUGCUGAAUCAUUUAGAGUGGGACAAUAAACAAGUACCAAGGACCAGUUUCAGCAUCCUUUUACAUAUUGCAGCAGCAAACACAUUUACAUGCUGAAUAGAGCUACAGUAAACCUUGUCAUAAUGUCUCUUUAGUGUCCCAUUCUUUUUUGUGUUUGUGUUUUCGACCAACUAGCCUAUUUAUCCAUCUUGACAAGGGUAACGCCUUGAGUAUUGAAGCGAGACAGGUACUGGGGUUCACUGAAGCACCUUAAAUACUACGCUGAUAGCCAGUACAGGCAUUGCGGCUACUGCAUGUUUUAACUUGUCCGAGAACAACAGCAUGUACACAUGCAAACUAAACAAAAGCACAGCCCUCGUUCACUUUUAGCAAGCGCCCCAUGGUGUGGUCGUUUGCCUUUGAGAAUUGUUACUGAAGACGAAUAUGAGUACCCCAAGAUGUUGGUCAGUAUAAAAGUAAACGCUUUUGCUGUAGUAGUAGCAUUUGUGGCAAGCAUGUUUUUGUGAUUUCAUUUUCAUUGGUGUUGUUUAAUUUUUGUUUACUUCACGGGUUGGGCUAAUGUAACCAUUUACUUUUUUCGACACAUGUACAUGAUCUCAAGUUUUGUGUUUCAAUGCCUAAGCAGCCAGCCAAGGAAGUCUGCCUUGAUGCACGUUGCUAGUAGGUUUUUUGUGAUGUGUAGGUCUGGCUACAGCUUUGGGUUGGGUGCUGACGCUUAGAAUUAUCGGCAUAUUAAUUGAACAGAUUUCAAUAACUUUGGGCAUGUGACAGAUGGGCCUUCAUUAGUGCACAUUAACAUGAAUUCUAGACGUUCGGUCUGCUAGAAAAUGAUAGCCAUGCUGAAACUGCUCAGCCAAUGUCUGCAUUCUUUGGUUGUACUUAUGGGCACCUCGAGGCCAAUGAUCGCAGUCUGUGCCACAGUCCACCACAGGAAAUAUGUUGUGGUUCCUGCAGUCGCUCCAUGAGAUGGUAUGUAUAUGGUCGUUGGCCAUUGUCCAUGUGCAUACUGUAGUUGUGAAGUCCAACCAGUUAUCCAGGUUCUUAGUUUAUGCUAUAGGGUCAAAAUUUUUCUAUUGCAAGUGUGUUUUCCUAAUGCCACAUAAAUGCGAGAAUGUUGCAUUUCUUCAUUUUGCUUUAAAGUAUAUGUUCAAUGAACGCAUCCUUUCAGCUUAAUGUUUUUAGACAUCUAAAAUGCAUUCCUUGAAUACAGACUAGCUCAGCUUACUGUGAAAUUCUCUGAUUUACAUGAACAUCUUGGCAAAUUUCUUUGGCUAGCACAUGCUUUUUCACUAUCUAACAGCCAUAUUUCCAGUGCUUGUCGUUGACUCAGUGUUUUAGAGUUCAAAACUAGUAGCUAAACUUGCGAUGUUCUGAUGAUAGCAUUGUUCAGUACAUCAUGCCCCAAACUCAACAUUGUGCAACCAUCUACGUGGCUCCAGUUCCUGAUUUGGUAAUUAACAUUUUAUGUGUACCAAUACUGCUAAUUUCUUACAUAUAAGUAAGCAUACAUUCAUGCAGCGUAUGCAGAGUAUGCAAUGUUUGUUCCUACCGUCAAUACUGGAUCAUGGUGAGUGAGCGUAAAUGUGGUGGUGACCGACACUGUGGUCAUUUGAUGGAGAUGCAACUCGAAUUUUCAAAAUUACACAUUUUUUUUGUUUUCAACUUCUUUCACAAGUUUCUCUACUUUCAUGAUGAAGAAAAAUCAAGGUUGUAGUUUAACUUGUAGAAGACAAAUCGCCUUUAUGGAGCUCAAGGUGGCAAUAAAAACCUUAAGAUAGCUCA
Rhipicephalus microplus (southern cattle tick) is the source of this 5127-nucleotide messenger RNA. RefSeq names its product Polycomb protein Scm (gene Scm). Gene Ontology annotation, cellular component: nucleus. Gene Ontology annotation, biological process: negative regulation of DNA-templated transcription. Gene Ontology annotation, molecular function: histone binding; chromatin binding. NCBI's taxonomy places the organism in Eukaryota, Metazoa, Arthropoda, Arachnida, Ixodida, Ixodidae. The record is from RefSeq and is a predicted model, not a curated record.